CAGCAAGUGCAACUAGUUAAACAAGCUCGUGUAAACUGUGGAAAACUACACAGGUCUAAACUCACAAAUCGUUAUUUGUAACUUUUUCAAGGUUAAUCGUAGGUCUCAGGAUCAUUUUCAUAAGGCGAAGAAAAAAGCAACAAUGACAGAGCACGAUCGCAUGUGUGGCAGCCGGUGUCUGGGUCCAAUGACUUUUCAUCUGCAACUGACAGGCCAAUAUGUCACCAUCGACCAAGGAGGGCAACUGGCGUCCAGAGACACUUCCUCCUUUAUGAACGGGUUGGCUUUUCUAAGUCGCACUGUAAAGUUGGAUGAAAAGAUUUGUAUACGUAUUGAGGACUGCACCUCAUCGUGGGAUGGAGCUCUUCGUGUAGGUUUCACCAACAUCUGCCCAAAUACACACAGAAUCCCACCUGCCUCUAUACCAGAGCUGAGGGAUAUUCCAGGCUAUUGCGUCGUGCCAGUGCCCGAGGUCUUGUGUAGAUGCAGUGCAGUGAUUCAGUUCUGGAUAAACUAUGCACGCAUGGUUAUUGUACAAGGAAAAAGUGGAGAGAGAUUUUACCUCAAAGCAACAAGACUGAACCUGAACAAACCACUUUGGGUUUUCAUUGAUCUGUAUGGCAGCACAAACACAGUGCGCCUUUUGGGCUCAAGGAGGGGAAGUCGUACAUCAUGCCCAGUUUGUCCCUUAAACACCACACCGGGCAUCAACUGUCUUGUUGGUCAUACUACAGAUGGUGAGAGUCAAAUGCAAGAAGAAAAAUAUCACAAGUCCAGCCUCAUCUUAGCAGUAAAUAAUCACAGAGAAGAUACCAGAAAAGCCAGAAAACCAUCAUCUUGUUGGGAACCAAAUCUCUUCCUCCUACAGUAUGCCAAUCAGAAAACUGUUCCCAGCCCUGCAGACCAUUCUGAACUCACGAGAGCUGGCUUAGGAAUACCUGUUUGUGAGUCAAAGAGAAGUGUUGAUCUAAACUGGACCUGGAGAGAGCUAAAUCAAUUCAUUUGCUCCAGCUAUCCCUUGGUCGAACUGGAUUCGAUUGGUUUCUAUGCUGCAAAGGCUGAGAAACAUGGAAGACUUUGCAGAAUACAAGGCAACACUCUAAAGAAGCUAAAAAAGGAGUUGGGGGAGAGUGUUCUUUAUAUAAUACCCAUGAGAGACAUUGUUCUAAAUGAGAUGUCCACAAAUACAUUAUCAUCAGUCAUGAAUACCAAUGGUUUGUCAACACCAUACUCUCCACCCCCUGUUACUGCACAACAACGGAGGUGCCGACUGACAUCAACCAACAGUAGCUUUUCAAAUUCAAGCCUAAACUCUUCAAUGGAGGACAUGGACAUAAGCUCUUUGCUCAGAGAGUUUCAGCGCAUGCAUCUCAGCACCAGUGAGCAGAUUUCUGUAAGGGUUUACCGAAACAAGUUGCUGCAGAGUACCAAAGAUGCUCUCUCCAACUGCAGUUUCCUCUGGACCAAAAUCCCUUUGGUGACAUUUGUUGGGGAGCAGGCUCUUGACUGUGGAGGUCCCCGGAGAGAGUUCUUCAGAAUCCUGAUGCUGGAGGUGCAACGCUCUCUGGGCAUCUUUGAGGGGAAGCCUGGACAUUUGUUCUUCACGUAUGACCAAAUGGCCUUGGAGAAGCACAAGUAUGAGCUGGCAGGGAAUCUGAUUGCAUGGUCUGUGGCUCAUGGUGGACCAGGUCUCAAAGCUCUUGAUCCCUGUUUGUAUCUGCUGAUGUGCACCCAGGAAUGUCAUCUGGUAGACUUUGACUGGCACCUAAUACCAGAUGCUGACAUCCAGGAGAAAUUGCAAAAGAUUUUGUCAUGCAACACAACACCUGAGCUCCAUAAACUGCAAAGAGAACAAGGAGACUGGAUUUGUGAAUGCGGUUUUCCUGGAAUUUACGGACCAGACAUUUCCAUCCGUGAUGUGCCAAAAAUUUACUCCUUUGCCGUACGACACUAUGUAUAUCUUAGAACAUCAAAUAUGAUUCAUCAGUUCACAAAAGGACUGAAUGCUUAUGGACAGUUCUGGGAUAUGGUAAAAGCUAACUGGAUUGAGUUCCUGCCUAUCUUUACCAACAUUCACGAGUCAUUAUCCAGAAGCACAUUCAAAGCCCUGUUCCAAAUCCACUGGAGUAAAGCAGGGACCAAGAAGAGGGAAGAUGAGGAGAAGACUAUUCAUCGCUGGGACUUGCUCCUUCAGAUGAUUGAGGACCAAAAAACUGAGUUGCAUUAUGAGGAGCUUUUGGUUUUCAUAACUGGAGCGGAUGAAGUACCACCACUGGGGUUCUCUCAAAAGCCCAGCAUUCACUUCUACGAGCCAGAGAGGCAUGGAUGCCGUCUACCAUAUGCAAACACAUGCAUGAUGGGAUUGUUCCUCCCCAGAGUUGUAAAAGAUGAAGUGGAACUCUACAGAUUGCUCAUGAGAGCAGUUAGAGACUCUGGAGAAUUUGGGAGAAUAUAAAACUAUACAGUGUAAUUCUAUAUUCUAAAAACACAAUUAUGCCCAUUUAUAAGUUAUUAUUAUUUAAUUAAAGCACUUUUGUACAGUGAUUUGUAUGUUAUUUUUAUGAUGUUAUAAUGUUUUCUACACAAGAUAUUUGUACAUAAAAUGUUUAUUUUUAUUGUCACACAAAAUUUAAAUGAAAUGUAUAAGAAAAAACAAAGUUUCAUGUUUUUACUGGUUUGAUAGGUACUACAGUAAUUGCUAUUGAUCAUGUAAAGGGGAGGGUUAGUCACACUGGGAAGUUGUCAUAAGGGCUUUAUCUCAGUAACUAUAAGGUUUUGAGUCAAAAGUCCAAUUACACAAAUGCUUGUUCCAUUUAGCUGUGGUUUUGUAUGUCAGGUCCUCCUUCAAAACCCUCUUACAGUAGAAUAAUUUUUAGAAUAAUUAUAUCUUCCAAACAAAAAUUAUAAUAUCAUAUUUUUGUAGUUGUUGGGUUAACAAGUGAACAGAAUAAAACCACACUGGAAUUCAGUAAAGCAAGUGUCAUCUAUAUAAUGAAUGUAGAUUUUAAAUUAAUUUAAAUGUAUAGAUUUAAAAUGUAUAAAUUGUAUUUAUUAACACAUUAAUUAACACAACAUUUAUGUUAGCAUAACCGUUGUUUGACAUUUUUAUUCACUACAUGGCACUCUGGAAUACUCUGUUCUGAUUGGUUAAUGGCGCCAUCUAGCAGUCUGAUAUUUCUGAGUGACAACCGCACAUCCAGGGUUUAAGACAUAGCAGACUGGUCAUCCGAGUAUUUAGAGUUAUUUUGUCUUGUUGGAUCACUGUGUAUUUUCAACUCAAAUCAAUGUAUACUGUCCAUUUAUUUAUUUGUUUGACAAGUUGUUUUGUAAUA
Xyrauchen texanus (razorback sucker) is the source of this 3332-nucleotide messenger RNA. Its product is annotated as G2/M phase-specific E3 ubiquitin-protein ligase-like. Bases 143 to 2455 code for a protein of 770 amino acids. Gene Ontology annotation, molecular function: ubiquitin protein ligase activity. The transcript is spliced from 11 exons. The record is from RefSeq and is a predicted model, not a curated record. NCBI's taxonomy places the organism in Eukaryota, Metazoa, Chordata, Actinopteri, Cypriniformes, Catostomidae.